AUGAUUGCUCCUUGUAUAUGGGAGUUUGUAGAAUGGCUGCCAGAUAAACGAAGGUAUCCGUGGAAAGAGGGAUCUGUGGGUGGCAGCACCAUUUUUGUCCGAUUAGCGCUCAGUAUUAGGCAUAAGCAAUUUUUGGGUGUGGUUGAUGGACAACUUUAUAGCCAUACUGGUGGCGGAAGUAAUCUCUUGUGUCUACCUAACGACCCCAUUUGGGCCAAUUAUACGACAGGAGAUACAAAAAGUGCUUACAUUUAUGGCAGUGAAUAUCAACUGGAAGUAUACCCAACUAAUAAACUCUUUUCUUUUGCUAACGCUGAAUCAAUUCAUGAUCAUAACGUUCCGUGCGCUGUCUGUUUGACACGACAACCUGCUGUUGUUAUGAUGUUACCAGCCAGGACACAGUGUUACGCUGGUUGGACAGCUGAGUAUUCGGGAUAUUUGAUGUCCGGUCAUUACGGGCAUAAAGGCAAACUUGAAUAUGUGUGUGUGGACUAUGCACCAGAAGCUGAUCCAGCGGGUUACAGAAACGAAGAUGGAGCUCUACUGUAUUUCGUUCAAGCUGCUUGUGGUUCAUUGCCAUGUCCACCGUAUGUCAAUGUUCGAGAAUUAACCUGCAUUGUGUGCAGUAAAUAUUGAAUAGAAAUUUACAUUCGUUUCUAUAUGAAAAU
Octopus sinensis (East Asian common octopus) is the source of this 668-nucleotide messenger RNA. RefSeq lists its product as uncharacterized. The transcript has 2 exons. NCBI's taxonomy places the organism in Eukaryota, Metazoa, Mollusca, Cephalopoda, Octopoda, Octopodidae. The coding region runs from base 1 to 636 and encodes 211 amino acids. The record is from RefSeq and is a predicted model, not a curated record.